Messenger RNA from Amoebophrya sp. A120, 390 nucleotides. NCBI's taxonomy places the organism in Eukaryota, Dinophyceae, Syndiniales, Amoebophryaceae. The record is from the annotation of a GenBank genome assembly.
CCACUAGACCGUGAGUGCGAUCAACUUAAGUAUAAUUGUAGAGAACGCAGCGUAUCGGCAGAGUCACGGAUAUUAGCAGGCAAACAAAAGAAAUGAAGAUCAAGAUCAGCUAGUUGUAUUGAGCCACUGGAUCCGCUGGAGGCGACACAGUGAUCGAUGGAUCUUUUGCAACUGAGUUUCAGUAUUUCGAAAACGCGUGACGAAAAACAAAUGAUGAAAUCACGAAGAUCAGCCACCUGGAUCGCCCGGAUCGAGUUCUACCUAGAUCUGGUGCGUGCACUUAGACUUCUUUGCUUUCUAUACCAAUCUGGAAGUACAGUGCAUCGCAACCAGAAGGUGUGUGCAAUUUGAUCCACAAACUCGUGUGCUGCGAUCGAUGUGAACACUGCA